AUGGAGCGGUUAGACCGGGGUUUGGCUUUCCUCCGAGGCGAAGCAUUUCACAGAAAUGAGGACGGCAAACUCGCCGUCUUAAUAGCCACGGUCGGAAAUGGGUCCGUCGUUUUCAAGCAAGAAUCGAAGUCGAUCUUCGAGCGGUCCCGGCGCCUCGCAGACGAGUGUGCAGGCUCCCGUCGGCUUCGAUUUCACACUGAUUUCAUCCCAGAGGACCGUAUUGCUGUCUACCCCUACUUCAUAGACGGCCUUCUUGGAUUGAUGCGGGCCGACCCCAACUUUCCUCCUGCAGAACUGAAAAAGACCCUGCGGCACGUAGGCGAGGCAAUCCACGAAUUUCAUGCCCAAGGCUGGCUCCAUUUCGAUGUAAAACCGGACAACAUUUUGGUCAAUUGGACCUGUGACGAAGAGGGGAACAAAACAGUUGCAGGUGCGGGCCUGGGCGAUUUUGGCAUUGCUUACCAGCUGGUAGGAGCACCGCCACUUCGGACAAGGGUUGCUCUAGGAAACUUCAUGUGGCGAAGCUCAGGAGGACAGACCGGAAGUGGUAUAACAAAGGCGUCCGGCAUGUUCUCGUAUGGACAGGUGUGCAUAUAUGCUCUCGGGGGUGGAGACCUCUUGCUCUUGGAGGAUAAGAAGGUACUAGCGGAGCUCGCGGCGCUUGGUAUAACGCCACGAGAAGACAUUCUGACCCGACACUUUACCUAUUUUGGGCCCGUCAACGAAGGGCUCCUCAAACAGGUCGAUAGUCGCGAGCAUGGCACUUUGAAGAAAGCGGCAGCAACUGCUUGGCUUGCAGUGAAGAACCAACCUGAACUACGGUUCGAGGUGUGGGGGAAGGAGCUUGGUGAAGCUGCAUUAGAUAUGAUAUCUGGAAUGACAAAGCCGGACCCGACGGCUGCUAGACUAACCAUCGACCAAGUUUUGAGGUGCCCAUGGUGGCAAGAGCCUUAA
Molecule: messenger RNA, 954 nt
Organism: Parathielavia appendiculata
Lineage: Eukaryota; Fungi; Ascomycota; Sordariomycetes; Sordariales; Chaetomiaceae
Product: kinase-like protein
Exons: 5
Coding region: 1-954 (317 amino acids)
Biological process (GO): protein phosphorylation; mitotic DNA damage checkpoint signaling
Cellular component (GO): nucleus
Molecular function (GO): ATP binding; protein serine/threonine kinase activity
Source: RefSeq, a predicted model, not a curated record